Molecule: messenger RNA, 2752 nt
Organism: Haliaeetus leucocephalus (bald eagle)
Lineage: Eukaryota; Metazoa; Chordata; Aves; Accipitriformes; Accipitridae
Gene: CLN5
Product: ceroid-lipofuscinosis, neuronal 5
Exons: 6
Coding region: 1-1485 (494 amino acids)
Biological process (GO): lysosome organization
Cellular component (GO): lysosomal membrane; lysosome
Molecular function (GO): hydrolase activity, acting on glycosyl bonds
Source: RefSeq, a predicted model, not a curated record
AUGGCGGCCGCCCGCUCCUCAGGCCCGAGCAGAGGCUGCUCCAGCCGGCGACCCCGCGCCGCGCAGCACCCUCCCUGCUGCUGCUGCUGCGCCUGCGCCUGCGCGCUGGGAGCCGGCGCGGCCUCCAUUUUGCGGCUUGGGGCCUGCUCGCAGCAGCGGAGCGGCAAGGCAGGGAGGGUGCUGCGCGGUGACCCUCGCAAUGCUGUUACGCCUCUGCAUUCCCGUAGCACGUCUGAAAGUUGCUCUGCUUCCAGUAGGACCUCGCAGAGGCUCAGCGGUGUACGUGUGGGUGGCUCCGAAGCAGUGCUUGAAGCAGCAUACGGGCUGCUGACAAGGACUUCGGCUACGUUAAAAGAAUGCGUAGCUGUCCGGGUCUCCAGAAAACUGAAACCGCAGUCCAGUCAAGUGACGUCUUUAAGGGACGAUUCACCACACGGCUGGUUUUCCUCAGGAGGAGGACGAAAAACCCGCGUUUGCUCGGGACCCCGCAUGCUGCUGCUGCUGCUGCUGGCGGCGGCUUGGGGGCCGUGUUUCUCGGGGGAGCUCCGCUCCCCGCAGCGGCGGUGGCCGGUGCCUUACAGGCGCUUUGAUUACCGUCCAAAAACUGAUCCUUACUGCCAAGCUCGUUACACCUUCUGUCCCACUGGCUCUGCCAUUCCAGUUAUGAAAGAGGAGGAUGUCAUUGAAGUGUAUCGAUUACAGGCUCCAGUAUGGGAAUUCAAAUACGGAGACCUACUGGGACAUUUGAAAAUUAUGCACGAUGCUGUGGGUUUCAAGAGCUCUCUAACGGGCAAAAACUACACAAUGGAGUGGUAUGAGCUCUUCCAACUUGGGAACUGCACAUUUCCACAUCUCCGGCCUGGCAUGGAUGCACCAUUCUGGUGUAACCAGGGAGCUGCCUGCUUUUAUGAAGGAAUAGAUGAUGCACACUGGAAGGAAAAUGGAACUUUAGUUCUCAUGACCACAAUAUCAGGAACCAUGUUUAAUGAAAUGGCAAAAUGGGUAAAAUACGACAAUGAGACUGGCAUUUACUAUGAGACCUGGACAGUUCAAGCAAGUCUCGACAAAAAAUCAACAGUAUGGUUUGACUCUUAUGAAUGCUCUAAAUUUAUACUGAGAACAUACCAGAAGCUAGCUGACUUAGGAGCUGUAUUUAAGAAGAUACAAACAAACUAUACGAGCAUAAUUUUAUUCAGUGGAGAACCUAUUUAUUUGGGAAAUGAAACAUCUAUUUUUGGACCACUAGGAAACCGGACAUUGGCAGCAGCUAUAAGAGACUUCUACUAUCCAUUCAAACCUCAUCGGACAGUUGGAGAGUUUUUUGUGGAUCUUUUAAAAAUAAUUGAUCGUGUCAUCUUGAAUCAUCAGUUUUACCUCUUCUAUAACUUGGAAUACUGGUUUUUACCUAUGAAGUUCCCUUAUCUCAAAAUAGUUUAUGAAGAGGUCCCUUUACCUAUUGGAAGCAAAACAUCCUUUGGUGUAUAAUUGCUUACUAAAGAACUGAAUUUGCCCUUAUGUCAGAACAUCCUUAAGGAUUUUGGCGUGCUACCAUGAUGGUAUUGAAGUGUUGUAUGUUUCACUGCCAACUGUGAAAGUUGUGUUGGGAAGGCUUUGCUCAACCACAUGAAAGACUAUGCCUUUUAUUCUUGUCACCUGUAUAACACAUUCAUGAAUGCUUCAGCAUCUCUGACUUGGCCAGCUUCUGUGUAAUUGUGGACACCUGCUGCCCGAAGGUAGGCUGAUGUGGCUCCUCUUGGCUAAACUCUGCAGUGCCAGAGGGUGAGUGGGAGGCAGCCUGCCUGCUGUGGUCUCAGGCACUCUCCACAUGGCCAUGUGGCGACAGAUAGCACCUGGCGACCAGCAGAGAUGGGACACAAGCGUUACAAGGACCUUCUGGUCUGACCAACUUGGCUAAUCCUUAUGUUGGAGCUAACAAGCCUGAGUGCCUAGAUGUGCCCAGUUCCCUCAACGUGUGCCUUAGAUUGGUCUGUAUUUCUUUGGUUUGUACAACAGGGACCUAUGAACUGUUCUCUGGUUCAUGACAUCACAGGCAUUCAGUGUGGUGGGAAGGGGCAGUGAAUCUGUUAGAAGAUGGCAUGGGUGGUAUCUUUUCACCACUUUGCUUCCUUCACCUGUACUACUGUGAACAUAAUACAUAUGGCUCUUCCUAAGAUCUGUGUGUGUUUUCUAGCACAGAUAGAAGGCAAACACCCUGUUUUGAUGUCAACUUUGGUGCAUAACUGCAGUGUUCUAGCAGUCUCCUGUCUUAAAGUCUACUUGAGGCUUCAAAUAGGUCAGUUUCGUAGAAAUCAUGUUUACAUUCCUUUUAAAUUUCUUUAAAAAGCAUAGAAUCCUUAAUGUGAAAGAAGCGAUCACAGUUUGGGUGUCGAAGUUGCAGUUAAAAAUCUGCGCUUGUCACAGGUUUGCCUGUAAAAAGUGAUUGCAGCCUCUUACUGGCAGUGAUGCUUGCAGUCAUGGUGCUGUGCCAGCUGCGAUGUCCUUGAGUCCUGUUCCAGGCUAUGCCUAGAGUGGCUUGGCAAUUAGUUCCCUUUAAACCCAAUGGACCAAAGCCAAGGGAACACUGCCUUUCUGGAGACCAGUGAGGUGCCUAUACACAAAAAAUACACCUGCAGCAGCAAAAUCAUCUCCAAGUGUACACUGCUCACUUUGUUGUUUUUUUUUUUUUUUUAAACUAGUUGCAGAAUGAGUAGCACUCCCACAGAGGUUGUUACUGCAUCAUGGCUAAGCAAUA